Oncorhynchus mykiss (rainbow trout) is the source of this 8321-nucleotide messenger RNA. RefSeq names its product leucine rich repeat containing 66 (gene lrrc66). Lineage: Eukaryota; Metazoa; Chordata; Actinopteri; Salmoniformes; Salmonidae. Gene Ontology annotation, cellular component: plasma membrane. Gene Ontology annotation, molecular function: protein binding. The record is from RefSeq and is a predicted model, not a curated record.
UGGGUUUGGCGGACGCUAGGAGAACGCUACCUGCCCGACUGUAUAGUGCCAACUGUACAGUUUGGUGGAGGAGGAAUAAUGGUCUGGUGCUGUUUUUCAUGGUUCGGGCUAGGCCCCUUAGUUCCAGUGAAGGGAAAUCUUAACGCUACAGCAUACAAUGACAUACUAGACAAUUGUGUACUUCCAACUAAGUGGCAACAGUUUGGGCAAGGCCCUUUCCUGUUUCAGCAUGACAAUGCCCCCAUGCACAAAGCGAGGUUCAUACAGAAAUUGUUUGUCAAGAUCGGUGUGGAAGAACUUGACUGGCCUGCACAAAACCCUGACCUCAACCCCAUCGAACAUCUUUGGGAUUAAUUGGAACGCCGACUGUGAGCCAGACCUAAUCGCCAGUGCCUGACCUCUCUAAUGCUCUUGUGGCUGAAUGGAAGCAAGUCCCCGAAGCAAUGUUCCACCAUCUAGUGGAAAGCCUCCCUCAAGAGUGGAGGCUGUUAUGGCAGCAAAGGGGGACCAACUCCAUAUUAAUGCCCAUGAUUUUGGGAUGAGAUGUUCGACGAGCAGGUUUCCACAUACUUUUGGUCAUGUAGUGUACUUGCACUAAGAUACACUACAGAUUAAUGCAGUCAGCUGUUCUUUUUUCUUUUUCUGUGGAAUUCAUUAAGCUUUUGUUUGUUUCAAUUAUAUUUUGUUAACAUGGGUUUGAAACAUACUAUUGAGUGAUUUUGUGCAAUAUAACAUGAAGUGGCAAUACUAUAAGGGUGAUGUUUAUCUAUUUUGAGCUCAUUGGCAUUUGUCUAACAUGCUUAAAUUGUGUAUUCAAUUAUUUCUACGGUAACAAUGUGCUUGGAGAAAUGUGAUCAUCAUCUCAAGCAGCAAUAUGGACUCCAUGCUUUAAUAGAUGUAGGAAUUCAUUGUUUUUUCCAAUGGAACCUUGAGAAUGAGCUUUUGGAAAAUAUCAAUGGUUUAACUUAUGUUUGUUUAAAUAAAGGGAUAUUCUGUGUUUGGAAAGCCCUGUAAUCUGUAUUGUUUCUUGUCUCUUGCAGUUUUAUUUUCACAUUUGAAAACUGCCCUAUUUGUACCAUAUCUCACAAUGCCCACUUGGAAGUGUCAAUGCAUUUACAAUGUACUAGCUAUAUUCUACGUCUACUACAUUUACAGUGUACUAGCUAUAUUCUACGUCUACUACAUUUACAGUGUACUAGCUAUAUUCUACGUCUACUACAUUUACAGUGUACUAGCUAUAUUCUACGUCUACUACAUUUACAGUGUACUAGCUAUAUUCUACAUCUACUACAUUUACAGUGUACUAGCUAUAUUCUACAUCUACUACAUUUACAGUGUACUAGCUAUAUUCUACAUCUACUACAUUUACAGUGUACUAGCUAUAUUCUACAUCUACUACAUUUACAGUGUACUAGCUAUAUUCUACAUCUACUACAUUUACAGUGUACUAGCUAUAUUCUACAUCUACUACAUUUACAGUGUACUAGCUAUAUUCUACGUCUACUACAUUUUACACAGUAAAAGGGCACAAUAACCAAGAUUACUUUUAUAGCAUGAAAUCUGUUCAAAUCCAGUUAUUUAUCAAUCAAUAAUAAAUCCAAGCUAUGGCGUAGUUGUCCUUUUCAUUAGUUUCUGGCAGCACAGUUAACUGAAAGACAAGAAAACAACAUCCUGGUGAGACAUUAACCAUGCCAUGUGAAUGAUUGAGGGAAUCAGCAUAACGUUUAUGCCAUUGUUGUGAAUGCAUGUCUGACUCAACAUGUCAAUACACACUGAAGACUUUGAUCUGAAACUACAGGAGAAAAAGUUGUUGAAAUCUGCUACCUUUGGCAAUGUACUUGGGAGAGACUGAAAGUCAAGUUCGUUUUGGUUGUAUACAAUCAGACACGGAGGGUUCUACCUAUGGGCACUGGGCUGUUUGUGAUGGCCGUGUCUCAGUGGAUGUUCUGUGCUGCAGUGCUGCUCCUCCUCGUCCAGUGGCUCCAGUGUUCUCCGACUCCCCCUGCCUGUCCUGAGUCCUGCCUUUGUCAGAGAGGUCCUCUGUUAAACUGUUCCUCUGCUGGCCUUUCCAAGGCCCCACAACACAUCCCUUCCACCGUAAAUGAUCUAGACCUAUCUCACAACCUUCUGAACUCCCUUGAACCCUCGUGGCCAAGUUGGGGGCUUAAUAAUCUAUGGCUUGGACACAACAGCAUCACUCACCUAUCUCUGUGUGUGGGGAGGAACUGGAGAGGUAAACAUGGGAGAAUACCCCUCUCACACAACAGAGGAAGAUGUGUAUCCUGGGCCCCGGCCCUGCAGCUGCUGUCUGCUGAGAGGAACCAGCUAGAGAUAAUCCCUGAGGGCCUGGGAGGCAGUGAGUUCCUGCAGGUGCUUCAGCUCUCCCACAACAGGAUCUCUGGCCUGCAACCUGGAGAUCUUUGCAGGUGCCCCCAUCUGAGAGAGCUUUGCCUGCAGCACAACCACAUCUCCAACAUCCACCCACAUGCCCUCAGGGACCUCCCAGAGCUCAAGGUCCUGGAUCUGAGCUUCAACCUGUUGACCACAAUCUCUCCAUCCGCCUACCUGUCGCUACGUAACCUGAAUGCCCUGGUGGAGGUGAGUGGUAACAGGUGGAGGUGUGACUGCAGCCUGCGGAGCGUGAGGAGGUGGAUGGCCUACGAUAGGCAAAGGGCCCAACAGCAGAUCUGGAGGGGGGUGGUGUGUUCCUCCCCCUCCACCCACACAGGUAGAGACCUGCUACACUUGGAGGACAGUGACCUCACCUGCUCUACAGCGGAGAACAGGGAGGGGCUCCACCAGGAUGUGACAGUGACUGAGGGGACAGAGAUCCUGCUGCCCUGCGGCACCCUGCGGCAAGAUUCAACAUGGUGGACGACUAAUGGACAAGUUUCUGGAAGUCAGAUGGGCCUGCUGAUCAGUGACAUCACAGAGGAAGACGCAGGGCUGUACGUGUGCAUGUCUGGGCCAGAAGAGCAGUAUAUAUCUGUAUUUAACAUCCAUGUUCAUAAGGCACAGAGGAAAAGCAGAGGCACCAGGAGUUUACACUGGGAGAGGAAGCUGAUAAACACACAGGUAGGCAGCCUACAGAGGGAGGGUCAGGGGACAGACCUGAACUCUCUAGAUCUCUACAGGGCUUCUCAGAGAACACAGUCUGACCUGGUCCUGGCUGUCUGCCUGUCUGUAUUCAUCACCUUCCUGUUAGCAUUUAUACUUGGUGCUCUUGCCAGACCUCUCCUGGACCCUCUCUGGAGGAGGUGCUGUAACCGUACCAAGCAAAGCUCCUCCCCAGCCCAGUCGGUCUCCUCUGGUGGGCAGGGGCCCUACGACAAUGGCGCCUAUUCAGAUGAGGCGCAGGAGGAACUAGGAACACACAGGGAGAGUAGAGUGACAUUCAGAGGACAUCCUUCAGAAAUAAGGGAUCAGAGUAGCAUUCCAUACUAUGAUACGGUGGCCAAUGGCAGACAGGACAACCUCGCUGGGGAAUAUGAUGCAACAUAUGAGAAUGUUUAUGCAAAGGAUAUCUCACACCCCUCCCUUGAGGUCCAUCACCCACCUGACGAGAAGCCCAGGGCACAGGACUCUGUCAGCUCAGGCAGCUCCCAACAGGACAGCCCAGAGCCAGACACCCAUAGUGGAGAACUCUCUGAUGUCUCUCUGAGUGAACCACAAGUGGGUGCUCACCCAGUUCAUACCCACCAUGGCAUGGAGUUUGAACCCAUCCCUGACCCAGAACAGUUGCAGGGAUAUCGAAGCUCGUCCGUGUCUUCACACUCUGACCAGGAGAGGCUGGAUAGGGAUCAGGAUAUGCACUGGCCCAAAAACUAUUUGGCUCAAAGAUUGGAAGAGAAGUGCAAGACCCAGAACAAUCCCUGGGAGCAUCAAUCCCCCCAGAAGGAAGAUGACUCAUUUGAGCAGAGUUCAGAUUUCCCUAUGGUUAAACAAGUUGAUGUGCCACAGAUCAAGAUCGGCAGCGUGGGUGAGAUCCCUGAAUUUACAGCUGAGCCCUUUACGGAUUGGAAACCAAUCAAGGCAGAUCCAAACCCCAUGGAGCCUGAGCUGUGGAAUGAUAGUGGAGAGAGCUUUGAGUUCCCUGAUUCUAUCCGAGGUGCAUCGGCACAGUCCAGCAGUCAAGAUCUCUCGGGUUCUGCUUUUGACGAUCAGUUGAGAAAGAAGUAUGAACAAGCUCGGAAUGAAGAACCACUGGUGAAAGACCAGAGGGAGAAUAAUAACCUGCUGGAGCUGAACUUAAGUUACAGUGGGAAUGAACCUACAGUUUACACUGUGAACCCAGAGACGGAGGUAGUGAAGGAGAAGAUGAUUGUCCAGAAUGUGGGUGAACUGAUACAGGAAGUUCAGAGUGCUCUGAAAACACAGGAGUGCUAUGAUAUGUCCAGUGAUCGUGGGGAUGAACCCACAAAGUACACAGUGAACGAGGACGAUUCAGCUCAAGUUCCAGAUGUCAUGUACAGGGAUCCAUCUCUCAGUCUUGGCACCAAAGAGACAGUGUCUCCAAGGAAAACUCUCAAUAUUGGCUUUAAGAAAUACACCAAGCCCCUUCCACAACUGUCUUUGCCAAAAACAUCCCUCCCUUUCUCCACCUCUUCAGACUCUCAAACUCAACUAUUCUAUGUCCCCCCACUUGGGAGACGUCUGGAUAGCCAUCCCCCUCAGGAAGCUCCACCUGCUGCCCCAAGAACACCCCCACCCUCUGGUUCAUCCUCUUCUAGAACCGGGAGCGAGGAUGAGACUACAAUGAACCGAAUAAGAAAAGAGAAAGCUAAGAUCCCUGACGUCACAUAUAGGGAUUACUCUCUCAGAUCUGGAGACACAUCAACUAAAGUAUCUUUCUCUCCAAGAAAAUAUCUAAAUAUUGGCUUCUCCAGCGAGAGUUCUCAAUAUCAACAUGAGUCUGUGACAAGGUACGAGAGUGUCACCAGAACAAAGGGUGUAGACUUUGAUGAAGACAGCAAGCUUCGUCCCCAAAUGUCUUUGCCCAAAACAUCACUCCUUUCCACCACCUCCUCAGACAGGGUCAGAGCUGAAGAGCCAUCAGUUAAAAUCUACAUCCCUGAAUUUAGGAGACGUCAGAAUAUUCAGCCCCCUCAGGAAGCUCCACCUGCCAAAUCAUCCUCUUCCAGCUGUGAGAGUGGAGAUGAGACUCCAAAACACACAAUGAAACCAGCUAAAGCCAUCACAGAUUAUUUUUCCCCAAGGAGAACACUCAAUAUCAGCUUUAACAACUCAGCCAGUACCACAGAUGAGGUGGAGAGGAAGACCGAAGCAGAGGACAGGUGGGAUCAGCCAAGGCUUGGUAAAGUGAAGGCGCUGUCAGAGAGAACACGAAGGGACACAGAGGAAAGUUCUACAGACAUGAAUGUUUCUUUCUCCCAAAUAAGAGCACUCAAUAUCAACUUUGAUGCCUUAGACAGCAGCACAGACGAGGUGGGGAGGAGUACCGGAGCAGACUACAGUAAUCCUACUGAAGAAAUCAGUCCCUCUCCCCAACUGUCAUUGUACAAAACACAAUUUUUCUCUACCCCCACAGAUGAGGCGAGGCCUAGAGGAGAGUAUUCACUCCAAAUUCCCCUACACAGGAAGCGCUUAGUUGUAGACAUCCAGCCCCCCCUGGCUCUACCGGAUGCCCCAGCAACACCUCCACCAUCCCCAGAGGGAGAGGAGGCAGCAGGGUCUGGGUGGAGGAGUAGGGAACAACAGAUGAGAGCCAUGGAUGGAUUUGGCUGUAACUCCAUGACACAGGGAGACAGGAGCUAUAUGGGGUUAGUGGUUGCUAAACCAUUCGGCAUAUCUCGUCCAUAUCAGAGCGUUACCUCAGAAACCAUUAUGACCACCCGGUGUAGAGAGGUCUCUACCUCUGGUGACCUCAAUAUGACCUACUCCAACUCCACCCUCCAUUUUGAAACACACAAAGAGGGCAGUGAAGCUUGAGAGCUACAACUGUAAUUGUUUGUACUGAUUAAAGAAAUCCCCUGAGAAGUUAAUGAGUUGAGAGCUACAACUGUAAUUGUUUGUACUGAUUAAAGAAAUCCCCUGAGAAGUUAAUGAGUUGAGAGCUACAACUGUAAUUGUUUGUACUGAUUAAAGAAAUCCCCUGAGAAGUUAAUGAGUUGAGAGCUACAACUGUAAUUGUUUGUACUGAUUAAAGAAAUCCCCUGAGAAGUUAAUGAGUUGAGAGCUACAACUGUAAUUGUUUGUACUGAUUAAAGAAAUCCCCUGAGAAGUUAAUGAGUUGAGAGCUACAACUGUAAUUGUUUGUACUGAUUAAAGAAAUCCCCUGAGAAGUUAAUGAGUUGAGAGCUACAACUGUAAUUGUUUGUACUGAUUAAAGAAAUCCCCUGAGAAGUUAAUGAGUUGAGAGCUACAACUGUAAUUGUUUGUACUGAUUAAAGAAAUCCCCUGAGAAGUUAAUGAGUUGAGAGCUACAACUGUAAUUGUUUGUACUGAUUAAAGAAAUCCCCUGAGAAGUUAAUGAGUUGAGAGCUACAACUGUAAUUGUUUGUACUGAUUAUAGAAAUCCCCUGAGAAGUUAAUGCAGCAGAUGAAAGUUGUUAAAACGUAAGUUGUUUAUUUUAAUUACAGAAUUAUACUGUUAUUACAUUGUUGUAAAUGAGUAACACCAGACAUGUUUGUCUUAAUGAAAAUAGCUGUUUAAGUGACUGAAUUAUUUCAGACUGAGGCAAAUAAAAGGUGGGACCAUUAAAACCCAAUUUCCCAGAUUCAUAUCCACCUACUUUACUCACUCAGUACCCUACUCCCCUCUAUUUUGCUACAAAAUUGUCUUUAUGACACUAUCAUAAAUAAACCUGUAAUGAAAGUCGCCCAUAUUGUGUUUGAUGUUUUUAUAUAAGUUGAUCUAUGGGUACCUGGAUAAUAAGGUGCACACAUGACGUAGCAAUUACUGUGGUAAUGCAAUAGUAAAAAUACAUUAGGCCUACAGUAGCGGAAUCAAACAUGAUCCUGUGCAAUUUAAAAACACAGAACGAACAUCUCAUCACAAACCACAUUUGAAUCUUUCUGUAAAGGAAGAUGGCAAAGCAAAAAUGAAUGACAACAGUAAGUUAAUAUAGAGAUACUGUAGGUUACAGUGAAAACACAUACUGUACAUACAUAUACAGUCAGGACAGGGUUGUUCAACUUCCUGCAUUACCAAUGUAGAACACCAUCUGAAUUAGACUUAUUGGUGCGCAGUCCAGCCACUAGCUCCAUCUCCAAAAACCUAAUAUAGAUAAAUAUACUGAUGACUGGACAGGACAGCCAAAGCAUCAUGGAUCACUGAUAGGUGGAGAUCUCAUGUGACCUUACUACUUCAUAAAUUGAUCAAUUUACUGUAUAUGCUUUAGUUGUGGAUAAGAUGCCACUGGGUUUGACCAAUUCAUGAUUGACAUGUCAAAAGAUCUGACACCAUUCUUACAACACAGUCUCAUGUUAAUUUCAGUUCAUGUCCAUUUGUUUGAGAGACUGACUUUGUUGUUUUUACUGUGUGUGAUAGGGGGAGGGGUUGGCAAAUGAAGGAGGGAACUCUUCUUCCUCAAAUGAGGUUACAUGUGUGUUUCAGCUCUGAAUAUACACAAUCAUGGUUUUCAUAAAGCGUUAAGACAACAUGGAGGAUAUCAAAUGAAGCACAAAUUCCUGUACAAAAAACAAAACAAUUUUUCAAAAAUCUCAUCCAUUCUGACGGAGAGCGUGCAACGUUUCACUCAUGACAAUUGAGCGCCACAUCACAGCCAGAGAAAAGUUUAUACAUGUGUUACAAGAACAUUAGCAAAAGCAUAGCAUCGUCACAGGGGUCUAACUCUAACCCUUCAAUGUCCAUGGUCUAACUCUAACCCUUCAAUGUCCAUGGUCUAACUCUAACCCUUCAAUGUCCAUGGUCUGACUAACCCUUCAAUGUCCAUGGUCUAACUCUAACCCUUCAAUGUCCGUGGUCUAACUCUAACCCUUCAAUGUCCGUGGUCUAACUCUAACCCUUCAAUGUCCAUGGUCUAACUCUAACCCUUCAAUGUCCAUGGUCUGACUCUAACCCUUCAAUGUCCAUGGUCUAACUAACCCUUCAAUGUCCAUGGUCUAACUAACCCUUCAAUGUCCAUGGUCUGACUCUAACCCUUCAAUGUCCAUGGUCUAACUAACCCUUCAAUGUCCAUGGUCUAACUCUAACCCUUCAAUGUCCAUGGUCUAACUCUAACCCUUCAAUGUCCAUGGUCUAACUCUAACCCUUCAAUGUCCAUGGUCUAACUCUAACCCUUCAAUGUCCAUGGUCUAACUAACCCUUCAAUGUCCAUGGUCUAACUCUAACCCUUCAA